CUAUGCACAGCGAUCAUAUUGUUAGGUUCAUAUUGUAUAUUAUGAAUCAUUGCAUAAUAUAGAGCAAUAGCUGGUUAUCAAACUCGUAACGCUUUGCUGCUGUAAGUACUGUUUACAGUAUCCUGUCAGCCACAGACACUCGUAAAUGUUAGGAAUGGUAUAGUGAACGCAUAAUAUAACGUACAAUAAUAUAUAAUAUUCGUUGGCCGGCUAAGGGGUCAUCUCUGCGGACAAACGAGAGUGUAACGUUGUCACACGACUGUAUUUGGAUCGUAUAUACGGGAUUACCGAAGGGAUGAUCCGAUGCCAAUUUAUACACGCACACACUCAACUCUCUAAGCCCGCGGUGUCCUGACAAGUGUGUUACCUAAUACCUAGUAUUAUUAUGAUGGUAUAGUUGGUAGCACGUGUCAAACAAUCAAGCAGGGUUCACACUACACCGUGACGUGUAAAAUAAUCACAGAUGCCUCAGCUACCAAACGAUAGGUGCUGCAAAGUUGUAUAAUAUAUUCGACUUUUGACCACGUGGUUACAUUUAUGUGCGGAAAUGUGAUAACUAAAAAAAAAAUAAUAUUGUGUUACCACCGUGUACAAUAAUCAUAUCAUUGACAUUGCAUUUUGGUAUAAACGUAAAAAAAACCACGAAAUCACACGACGCGGUGUAGCGUGAACUCAGCUCACAGGCCUAUAGUUUUGAACGCGUCUAUAGGUCACAAAAACCGGUUUGAUUACUUCACAGCCCGCGGUAUGCCUACGCGAGUGAACUGCCUACAAUGUUGGUAACACGCGUUACCAACGAAUCAAAAUAUUCCAAAAAAUCUGUCCUAGCGAUGAACCCGAAUAUUAUUAUGUUGUGUUAUAACUGCAGCGGACCGCCAUAUAUUACGGGCGCGACGAAGACGACGACGACGCGCACGGACUACGCUGUGGCAUGUACCAGUUGUCGGUCACCAUUCAAUAAUAUUAUUCAAUUCUUCAAAAGUCAAUAUAAAUUACCUACAUAAUUUAUAUAUAAUAUAAUAUAUAUUCGUAUAUAUAUUUUCGACUGUAAUUUUAAAUGCUUGUGGAUAGUCAUGUGUGGCUGCUUAAGUAGUACGGUAAAAAAGGAUAGUACACAUCACUAUGGAGACAAUAGAUACUACCACUGCGAAUAUCAGCACCCGAAUUUCACUGGACGUAAAGAAGGUUACGUUGUCGACUCCGAUGCCUGCGGAGAUUCGAGCAAUUAUGGCGUUGAUAAUUGCGACAGUGAUGGCCGUGAUAAUGGCAGUGAUACAGGCAGUUGCGAAUCUUUUAUCGGUGACCGUGGUAGCGGUCAUCACGGCAGCGAUCGUAGCUUGGAUUAUCACGACGUUGAUCCUAUAUGGAUAUAUUAUGAUGCGGAAAACAAGAGAAGGGAUUUCGGUUAUUUCAUUGCCUAUCGUCCUGAUGGUUGUGUCGGCGCAUUCCUUGCUGUUCGUCGCGCUGACGGUGGAACUUUCUAUGAAUUAUAAUUUAAUUCAGACGGUUGCGGAGAUAACGACAUCGGAGGAGGAGACGACAGAAUAGACGGCGGUGGCAGCGGCGACUAGCUCACGUCUCCAAAUAACAGUUUUUUUUCUACAAAUAAUACACUCACGAAUAUAUCUGUACCUAAACAUUAUACCUUAAUUUAAUAUUAUGGAUACCUGCUGGCUAUUACCUACCUAUUAAACUUAUACUUGAGUUAAAAAGUUAAGUUAAUUUAAAAUUUUUUUCUAAUUUAAUUAUCAU
Messenger RNA from Acyrthosiphon pisum (pea aphid), 1752 nucleotides. RefSeq lists its product as uncharacterized. The coding region runs from base 1074 to 1493 and encodes 139 amino acids. The record is from RefSeq and is a predicted model, not a curated record. The transcript is spliced from 2 exons. NCBI's taxonomy places the organism in Eukaryota, Metazoa, Arthropoda, Insecta, Hemiptera, Aphididae.